GUAUAUAAUCUUAGGUCACAAACCCUUCUCCUCUUCUCACUUCCGUUUUCUCUCUCCUCCAUUUCUGCGUUUAAAGCCUCCACUCGUAUCUUCACCACUUACCUUCUGCUCGCCGCCGGUGAGCCGCCAUGGUCCACGUCGUCUACUACCGCAACUAUGGGAAGACAUUUAAGAAGCCACGUCGUCCUUAUGAGAAGGAGCGAUUGGAUGCUGAGUUGAAGCUUGUAGGAGAGUAUGGGCUUCGUAACAAGAGAGAGCUCUGGAGGGUUCAAUAUGUUUUGAGCCGUAUCCGUAAUGCCGCAAGGCAUCUUCUUACUCUGGAUGAGAAGAACCCUCGCCGUAUCUUUGAGGGAGAAGCUCUUUUGAGGAGGAUGAACAGGUACGGGCUGUUGGAUGAAGGACAGAACAAGCUCGAUUACGUGUUGGCUCUUACCGUCGAGAACUUCUUGGAGAGGCGUCUUCAGACCCUUGUCUUCAAGUCUGGUAUGGCUAAGUCUAUUCACCAUGCUAGGGUGCUCAUCAGGCAGAGGCAUAUUAGGGUUGGGAGACAAGUGGUGAAUGUUCCCUCUUUCAUGGUGAGGGUUGACUCACAGAAGCACAUUGACUUCUCUCUCACUAGUCCCUUCGGAGGAGGCCGUCCAGGUAGAGUGAAGCGAAAGAACCAGAAGGCAGCAGCAAAGAAGGCUGCCGGUGGUGAUGGUGACGAGGAAGAUGAAGAGUGAGCUAUACCCAGUUCUUUGUAGUUUGUAGGCUUGAGAUCCUUUAAUAGCACCUCUAAAUAUGGCUCUUUCCCCCAGGAGAUCCACCAAUUUUCAUGUUGCAAUUGACUGAUUUUAUUCCUUUACAACUUAAAAUGUUUGGAGUGCAUGUUUUUGUUAUAUGUUAAAACUAUUAGAAUAUGACAAUAUGUUUAUUGUGUUCUUAUGGAUCCAAUAGAUCAGUUUUGCUAAUUCCUGGCU
Molecule: messenger RNA, 959 nt
Organism: Chenopodium quinoa (quinoa)
Lineage: Eukaryota; Viridiplantae; Streptophyta; Magnoliopsida; Caryophyllales; Amaranthaceae
Product: 40S ribosomal protein S9-2
Exons: 3
Coding region: 129-722 (197 amino acids)
Biological process (GO): positive regulation of translational fidelity; translation
Cellular component (GO): cytosolic small ribosomal subunit
Molecular function (GO): rRNA binding; structural constituent of ribosome
Source: RefSeq, a predicted model, not a curated record